AUGCGCCCAAUCACUCGACUUCGACCACACCUUUUCGUGAGGCCUGUGGCAAACAGGGCUCUGCAGCUACAAACUAAAAGGCCACAAUGGCUGUCUACAUCAGCAAUUCGUCGCUGCUCCUGCGCUGACGCCGCCAACAAGGUCGAAUCCAUACCUCCUACCGACCACCGAGCUCUAGGAACUAGUCAAGAGCUCUUCACCUCCUCCGUCUAUAGUCCCGGGUCUCCUCUCUUCCUCCCUAAUGGCACACACGUUAUCAACAAGCUUAUCACUUUCCUCCGCACUCAAUACCUCCAGUACGGCUUUCGCGAGGUCCUAACGCCAUCUAUCUACAAGCGAUCGCUAUGGGAAGUGUCGGGUCAUUGGCAAAAUUACAAAGAUGACAUGUAUGAGGUGACAGGGCGCGGUGCGAGAGGUGAAACAGAGGGUGAAGUGGGAGAGGACGAGCCCUACGGACUCAAGCCAAUGAACUGUCCCGGCCACUGUCUACUCUUCAAAUCACAAAACCAUUCCUACCGCGAACUGCCCGUGCGCUACGCAGAUUUCAGUCCUCUUCACCGGAAUGAGGUUUCGGGUUCUUUAACGGGUCUCACACGUGUACGUCGAUUUCACCAGGACGACGGCCACAUUUUCUGCCGACCGCAGCAGAUCAAGUCGGAGAUUGCAUCGGCAUUGGGAUUUGUUGAGAUGGCCAUGAAGACCUUUGGACUAGGUCCUUACCGAUUGGUGCUUUCAACCCGACCCGAGACAGAUUAUAUUGGAACGUUGGAUAUGUGGGAUAAUGCGGAGAAUCAAUUGCGCCAGGCCUUGGACAGCACCGGUCGCGAAUGGGCGUUGAACGAAGGCGACGGUGCAUUUUACGGGCCCAAGAUUGAUAUCCAACUUCAGGACCAGGCGGGUAAAUUUCAUCAGUUGUCGACGAUUCAGCUGGAUAUGAACUUGCCCCAACGAUUUGGCCUGGAGUACCAGGUUGCGGAGGGUGAAGAGGACUAUAACCCAGCCACGCCAGGAGUUGCGACUCCUGUAUUAGUGCACCGAGCCAUAUUCGGCUCCCUGGAGAGAUUCCUGGCCUUGCUGAUGGAGGAGCACGGUGGCCACUGGCCAUUCUGGCUGUCUCCACGCCAGGGAAUCAUCCUGACGGUCAACCAGGAUGAUGCCGUUAUUCAGAAGGCACAAGAAGCGGCGGCCAAAUUCUCUGGCUUCCGAGUCCUCCAAAAUGAUAACACCGAGCCACCGCGUCCAUUAUCAUCACUUGAUUCCACUUUCCUGAUGGAUGUUGACACUAGCGCUCAGACCUUAGGCAAGAAGAUUCAGCGUGCCAAGCAAAUGAAGUAUAACCUUAUCUUCAUUCUUGGCUCGCGGGACCUGGCCGAUGGUGGAAUCACGGUCGACGUCACUGGACAGAUGCUGAGCAAGACUGAUGUGGGCGCAGAGCAAUUCCAGACUUUAAUCCAGUCCCAGCUGGGUGAAAAUGCUUUGCAGAAUCCUCGGGCCGUGAAGCUUAAGCUGGAUGAAGUGCAUCCAUUACUGGUUCAAUUCGAGAAGAACUUCCUUUGA
Molecule: messenger RNA, 1557 nt
Organism: Penicillium verhagenii
Lineage: Eukaryota; Fungi; Ascomycota; Eurotiomycetes; Eurotiales; Aspergillaceae
Product: threonine--tRNA ligase MST1
Exons: 1
Coding region: 1-1557 (518 amino acids)
Biological process (GO): threonyl-tRNA aminoacylation
Cellular component (GO): cytoplasm
Molecular function (GO): ATP binding; threonine-tRNA ligase activity
Source: RefSeq, a predicted model, not a curated record